Heterostelium album PN500 is the source of this 891-nucleotide messenger RNA. RefSeq names its product zinc-containing alcohol dehydrogenase. The record is from RefSeq and is a predicted model, not a curated record. NCBI's taxonomy places the organism in Eukaryota, Evosea, Eumycetozoa, Acytosteliales, Acytosteliaceae. The transcript has a single exon. Gene Ontology annotation, molecular function: oxidoreductase activity. The coding region runs from base 1 to 891 and encodes 296 amino acids.
AUGAGAAAAGGAUAUGCAAAGAGUAUUGUCUCGAUGUCACAGUCGGAGCUACCGUUGGUACUGGGUCGCGAUUGUGCCGGUGAGAUCAUUCAGGUGGGAUCGGAUGUUUGGGAUUAUCGAGUCGGUGACCGAGUGUGGGCAGCGAAUGCACCGUUCUCCAACGGUACACACGCAGACUACGUUGUGAUGAAUGAAAGUGAGAUAGCAAAGAAGCCGAGAAACCUGUCGGAUAUCGAAGCGGCAUCAGUCCCAUUUGCAGCAUUGACUGCAUGGAAUGCAAUUUUCUCGACUGCCAAAGUUGGAAGUGGCAUGCGAAUACUGGUGAAUGGCGCCAGCGGUGGUGUUGGAUUCUUUGCUGUCAAUCUGCUGAAGAAUCAUUUGAAUUGCGUGGUUGGAGCGACCAGUUCCAGUGGUAGUUUCGAAAAGCUAAAGAAUGGCGGUGCCGAUCUCCUGUUUGAUUACAACGUGGACAACAGCGAGAGUCCAGAGUGGAAGGGGCAAUUCGAUUUGGUGCUCAACUGUGUCGAUAAAGGCGAGGAAGUACAGCGUCGAUGUAUCAAAGCACUAAAGAGAGGUGGUCAGUAUAUAUCGUUCAAUUCCGAUCUUGUCAGGACCAGUGACUCUGAGGGUGUUCUACUCGGACUACCCAAAGCAAUGCUGGACAAUAGAAAACGAUCGGAGCAGAUACACGAACAACAAGGAAUCAGAUUCGAUACAUCGUUGUUUGUACCAUCGAGCAAAGCACUCUCUUCCAUCACCAGACUAUUCGAAUCUAAACAGCUAGUGACCAACAUUGGCAAAGUAUUCUCACUUACCGAUAUCAAAGAUGCAUACCAAUAUUUUGAAGAUGGAAAAUCAAAUGGAAAGAUAGUGUUUGACCAUUCCAAAUAA